Gaeumannomyces tritici R3-111a-1 is the source of this 1806-nucleotide messenger RNA. RefSeq lists its product as hypothetical. NCBI's taxonomy places the organism in Eukaryota, Fungi, Ascomycota, Sordariomycetes, Magnaporthales, Magnaporthaceae. The transcript has 3 exons. The coding region runs from base 15 to 1634 and encodes 539 amino acids. The record is from RefSeq and is a predicted model, not a curated record.
CACUUCAAAUCUGCAUGAUUUCAACCUCCAUCCUUCCUCCAAAUCUAUUGCAACCGUAUUUCGUCAACAGAGCCCAGGCCUUCGUGGGAUCAGAAAUCACACCAACCGGCUACCCUAUAUACCUCAGCAUCGCAAGAUACAAACACGAGCGCAAUCACGAUACAAUGGCUCUUAAACCCCCAAGUCCCCUUCUGGAUUUGACUGAUAGAUACACUGAGCAUCUCAGGGCGAAUGCGAGGCGUCAUUUUCCUCCGGAAACAUCAAUGGAGAAACGCCGCAUGUGGAGCGAGGGCCACCCCGAAGUGACUGACCGAAGCUCGCGUGUCUUUGUCCCGGGCAAUCUCAACGGCAUUCCCAUCGAUGCUCUUCCGGACAGUGGCGCCGACAACUGCUGUAUCGAUCUGGCCAUUGCCCAAAAGAACAACCUCGAGGUCUUGCCGACAAACAAGACGCGCAUCGUGCUGGGCUCCGGCAAGGCGAUCUACCCUGUGGGGGAGGUGCGCGCGGAUUGGACGUUCAGGGGCGAACACGAGGUCCACACGCUCGUUUUAUAUGUCCUGAAAACCCUCACUGCCGACCUGGCGCUCGGAAACCCGUUCCUCAAGGCGACCAAGACAUUCACGGAGUACAAGAGCCGCAUCUCACGCACCGCGGGCGCCCUGUCCCGGAAGCUUUUCCGUCUCAUGCUCCUCGGGGGCGGCACCGACAGGAUCCGUGGCUAUCUCGAUGGCGAGGAGGUCCAUGCCCUUCCCGACACGGGCGCGGAGAUCAUGGCCAUGUCGACCGCCAUGGCGCUGCGGCAGGGCUACGUGGUAGAUGACCGGGAGGAGAGCCGCAUCAUGAUCGAAUUUGCCGACGGCUCCACCAAGCUCGCCCGCGGCCUUGUUCGCGGCCUAGAAUGGGGCUUUGGGCCCGGGAGCAAGCCGGCCAGCAACAAUCCUGACAGCCCUGGCUUGCCUAGGGCCAGGUGCGACUUUUACGUUGUCGACGACCUCCCUGUGGAUGUCAUCCUGAGCGCCGACUUCGUGCUUGACUUUGACGUCUUUUCACCAAAGUACGAGGCGUGCUUCUUUGACGGCCCCGCGGAUACCAGUCUCGGGAUGUUUUGCAACAUCCGCGUCGUCAAGAAAUGGCUCAAGAAUGUCCCGCGACUUUGGGGCCAACGGUCCAGCGCCAUUCCGGCCACCCAGCUGGCCAGUGUGAAUUUCACGAACCUCGCAAAUACCUUGCCAGACGCCUUCCCGCCGCCUGUCGUGAUGCGCGAGUGCAAACGCAGAAACGACAUCAUCGCCGCCAACUGGCCGGGCAUGGACCAGGCCGCUAUAGACCAAGAGAAGAACUACUGGCGUGCCUGGGACGCCGCCAAGGAACAUUACUAUUCUAGGAGGCGUCCUCCACGGCAACCAGAUCGCGCUGGAGGCCCCCCAGGCCGCGGCGGAGUGCAAGCUAGCUCGGACGGGGGGACGUCAAGCCUCUCGAGUCCGGGUCAAAGCUCCACACCAACGUCAGGGGCAUCGGCGGCAAUCCCUCUCGCCAAUAUCCAGCCACUGCCCAGACCGACGACCGGGGACCUCACAGAAUGGUCCAGGAUGGUUGAUCGUGUCUUUUCUCCAAGUGUGCAUAACACAAGGUGACGACUUCCUAGCUUCUAUUCCUUUCCUCAGCUUUCCCGUCUCGGCCCGCCUAAGAAAUGAUUGGUACAUCUUGUUCCGUAGCGCAAGGCACAAGCUACUGGGCAAUGAAUUUCCUAGAAUGAACAACAGAGAUAUAUGUCUGCUUUGCUCUCUGGAGUAACCGUAGUUCCGA